Kalmanozyma brasiliensis GHG001 is the source of this 3222-nucleotide messenger RNA. Its product is annotated as Cep57 centrosome microtubule-binding domain protein. The transcript has a single exon. Gene Ontology annotation, molecular function: microtubule binding. The coding region runs from base 1 to 3222 and encodes 1073 amino acids. The record is from RefSeq and is a predicted model, not a curated record. Lineage: Eukaryota; Fungi; Basidiomycota; Ustilaginomycetes; Ustilaginales.
AUGUCAAGAGCUCAUCGUCAUUACCCAGUUGCAUCCACGUCUUAUCACCAACCACCAUCCACGCUCGCUUCGCACCGCAUCCGCACUGCCGUCGACCGCAGACAGGCUCUCGCAUCAGCGCAUCCUGACUUUUCUCAGGACAUCUACAUCCCCGAAUCGCAAGAGGAGCUCAACAGGGUCAACAUCGAAUCUCGUCUGCUUCAGCCUAGCGGUCCAUCGCACAAAUCAAACAUGCGCAGAGCAGAUCUCACUUCCGCAUCUUCCACCUUCGAUACCUACGACCGCAUUGGCCGCGAAGAUGAUCUUCCAUCCACCCGAGCAGCCGCGGCCUCAACCACCCACAGACCUUCUCGACUCACCUCUGACCGUCCCCACCACUUUGACGCAGACGAGAGCUUGAUCCCUGGCGUCGGCCGCGGCGUCCGCAGCACAAUGCCCUCGCAGACCUCGUAUCAAGAGCGCAUCCGAUCGCUCAAUCAUCACGCCGCUCAGAACAGAUUCGAGUCUUCGCCGUCAAGGAGUCCGUAUCGCCCUGGAAAGUUCUCCUCCGGCUAUGUUGCUGCGUCAUCUACGAGGCAGCCAGUAGCUUCGUCUACCAUCAGACCUUCGAUGGCUCAUGCUCGUGCUGGCGCAAUCCCCCGAGCUGCAGCGGUUGAGAGCGAGAGCGAGUCGGAUGGCGACUCUGCAACCGACUCUGGCGAGUCUGACGCCAUGAACAUCCACACGGCCACUUUCAACAGCACCGGAAAUCACCGCAAUUUUGCAGCUACACCCGCCGGCCACACCGUCACAAUGACUCAAAACCUUCGUCAACGUCCCACACUUGGACAAGAUACCCUUGACCGCAUCGAUUUUGAUAUCCACACCGAUACUGAUGGCGAGCAUCGUCCCUCCUCCAGAAUUGCAGCCAGCACACGUGGCGGAGCAGCUCAGCACCAGCAGCCGCGUCCUGAUCCCACAGGUCCCUUUGCUUCACCACGCGCCACCAACACCUUUGGCAUGAAAGCGGCCGACUAUCAACAGCACCUAGCGUCACGCACCCUUACCUCUCCCGCCUUGCGUACGCUUAUUGGCGACCGUUCCAAGAGCCCCGAUAGCCCAACGCCGGCACCCUCGAUCGACGGUAGGCUUCACGCUGGCAAGACGACGGCAAAGCCUCAGCAACCUCGAGCCGCGCGCCAAUCCUCCAUCUCCGCCAUCAGCGCUUUUGAGGAUCUGGCACGUCGAUUGCAGAAGGAUGUGGAGCUCACGCAGAGAAACGGAGACGCCAGAGGGGAGGAAGUGGAUGAUGGAAGUGCCUCCAACUCGGGUGGCAGCGGCUUUGGUCCCGGCAGCCAAGCUUCGAGCGCACGCACGCGCGUAGACAACGACGCUGCGCCAAACGCAGGCAAGGCGUUCCAAGCGGCGCAGUUCAACUCGUCCGGUUAUCCAGCACACCAGAAGACUGUGGCUGGUAACGAUCUCACUUCGCCUUGGGGUGUGCGCCUGCCCGACGUGACAGGUCUCACCUCUGCCCUGGGUUCUCCCGUCAAGGCACGCGAUGCUGUCAAGCACCGACCCUUCGACGGUGCAGUAGGCAACCAAGAGGCCCGCCUGGAAGAGCUCGUCAAUCUUCGCUGCUUUGUUGAUGGUAUCCAGGUCGAGCUCGACCGUGCAGGUGAACGGAUCCUCAAUCUGGAGCAGGCUCAAGAGCAGCAGAGUCACGAGUUCCAAGGGCUGCGAUCCGAAAUGCAAAGUGCGCUCAAGGACGUGCGCUCUCAACAGCCAGCGUCAGACGAGCAUCUGAUGCAGCUCAUCUUGGAAAAACUGCAAGGAUCGGACAAGCAGCCACCGCAGACUCAGAAGCGCAACCAGUCGGCACCGGCGACUUCCGAACCACAGACACAACGAGAGCCACCACAGCCGGUCCAGGACACACGCGCCACUCAGCAAGCAGAGAGUCGCAGUCAGGUCGAAGUCGUCAACCGCCUGUACGCAGAGCUCGACAAGCUGCGCAUGACGAUGGAGCAGCAGUACCGCAACGCAGCAGGCUACAGCCGCGAAGGGGCGGAGGUUCAAGUGGAUGGCGAUGCAAGACCGCACCACGCAGCCUACAAGCACCGGGACAACUUCCCCUCCGGUCGAGACCCAUGGGACGCCAUUGAGGCGUUGCGGCUGCAGGUGCUGAGCCUGGCGGACGAAGUCGAAGGCCUCAACGGUCUUGUCCUAGACCACUUCGUUCAACCUCCUACUGUCAGUCGGAAGAGGAGCACCCGCUCCAACGCCGCUCGUCACCGCUUCGAACGCGACGAGCGUUACUAUGAAGACGCGCACCCUGCCUCUGACCCAGUCUACUCAGCCCGCGGCGCCUCCGCUCGAUCCUCGACUCCGGCCUACCGCGAGCGAGACGACAUCCGCACCGACCCUAUCGACGACCACAUUGACGACUACUACCACCGUCGGGUCUCGUUCCAUCGUCAGCGAUCCAGUCCGUCCCGCCCGACCUUCGGAGACGACGAGUACGACCGUACCAUCGACGCAGUCUCUGAGAACCUGCGCGUGCAACGCGAACGUCAACGACGACGACACGAAUCUCAGUCGGCCGAACCGGCCGAGCUGGACGACUACGAGAUCUCGCAGCUGGCCGACACGCGCGCUGCUCUCGCCUCCGCUCGCGCCAGCCCGCCUCGCAACACGCACGAUCCUCAGCUGUGCACCGUCUGCGCCUCCUCCCUCCGAUCCGACAAGCGCAAAGCUUCCCGCCGCGCACGGCUCCUCGCUGCUGAGCAGCGGCGCGAGCUGGUCGAUGUGGAAGAGUCCAUCCUGCUUGGCCAGUCGGGCCCGGUGAACGAGGAGCAGAGGGCGACGCUCCGCGUGAUUCUGCAGGAGCACUGGGAUGAGUUUUUGCACCAACGCAUGCUCUACUCGGAACUGGCGGAUGAGCUCAAGACGAUGGAACCGGGCAUGAGCAAGGCCAAGAGACGCAUUCUGGCGCAGCACGUGCUCGAGGCGGUGGAGCUGCUCGAGUUGAAGGCGGACAGGAUCGAGAGGUUGCAGAAGCUUAUCGGGUCGGAGAGGUCGGAGAGGACGGAGGCGGAGAAGGUGAGGAAGGAGGCUGGGUCGAGACAGGCGAGCAAGGGAGAGGGGAACAGAUUGAAGCAUGCCAUGGAGUCGUUUGAAAGGACGAGUCGGUCCAGCCGUGCAGGUGGGAGGAAUAGCCCGCCGACGACGAUGCAACUGUAA